AUGUCAUCAGAAUCAAGCAAAAAACGAAAGCCCAAAGUGAUCCGAAGUGAUGGAGCACCAGCUGAAGGGAAGCGUACUCGUUCUGACACUGAGCAGGAAGGUAAAUACUACAGUGAGGAGGCUGAGGUGGACCUGCGGGACCCUGGCAGAGACUAUGAGCUGUACAAGUACACGUGCCAGGAGCUGCAGAGGCUCAUGGCCGAGAUUCAGGACCUGAAGAGCAGGGGCGGCAAGGACGCGGCGGUUGAGAUAGAAGAUCGGAGGAUCCAGAGCUGUGUGCAUUUUAUGACUCUGAAGAAGCUCAAUCGAUUAGCCCACAUCAGGUUGAAGAAAGGAAGAGAUCAGACCCAUGAGGCCAAGCAGAAAGUGGACGCCUAUCACCUGCAGCUCCAGAACCUGUUGUAUGAGGUGAUGCACCUGCAGAAGGAGAUCACCAAGUGUCUGGAGUUUAAGUCAAAGCACGAAGAAAUCGAUCUGGUCAGCUUAGAGGAGUUUUAUAAGGAGGCUCCUCCAGAUAUCAGCAAGGCGGAAGUCACCAUGGGAGACCCUCACCAGCAAACCCUUGCACGCCUGGACUGGGAGCUGGAGCAGCGGAAAAGGCUGGCGGAGAAGUACCGAGAGUGCCUGUCCAACAAGGAGAAGAUCCUCAAGGAGAUUGAGGUGAAGAAGGAGUACCUGAGCAGCCUCCAGCCCCGUCUCAACAGCAUCAUGCAGGCUUCCCUCCCGGUGCAGGAGUACCUGUUCAUGCCCUUCGACCAGGCUCACAAGCAGUACGAGACAGCCAGACACCUGCCGCCUCCCCUCUAUGUGCUCUUUGUCCAAGCCACGGCGUAUGGGCAGGCCUGUGAUAAGACGUUGUCUGUGGCGAUCGAAGGCAGCGUGGAUGAGGCCAAGGCUCUAUUCAAGCCUCCUGAGGACUCCCAGGAUGAUGAGAGCGACUCGGACGCCGAGGAGGAGCAGACCACGAAACGCCGGCGACCCACACUGGGAGUUCAGCUAGAUGACAAGCGCAAGGAAAUGCUGAAGAGGCACCCGCUGUCUGUUCUCCUGGACCUGAAGUGCAAAGAUGACAGUGUGCUGCACCUGACUUUCUACUACCUCAUGAACCUCAACAUCAUGACAGUGAAAGCCAAAGUGACCACCGCUACGGAGCUGAUCACCCCCAUCAGUGCGGGUGACUUGCUGUCUCCUGACUCAGUCCUGAGCUGCUUGUACCCUGGGGAUCAUGGAAAGAAAACUCCAAAUCCAGCCAAUCAGUAUCAGUUCGAUAAAGUUGGCAUCCUGACUUUGAGGGACUACGUACUUGACCUCGGUCACCCCUACUUGUGGGUACAGAAGCUGGGUGGCCUCCACUUCCCCAAAGAGCAGCCCCAGCACACUGUGAUCACAGACCACUCGCUGAGCGCCAGUCACAUGGAGACCACCAUGAAACUGCUGAAGACCAGGGUGCAGUCCCGCCUCGCCCUCCACAAGCAGUUUGCCUCCCUGGAACACGGCAUUGUGCCCGUUACCAGCGACUGCCACUACCUCUUCCCUGCAAAGGUUGUCUCUCGCCUGGUGAAGUGGGUGACGAUUGCCCAUGAGGAUUACACGGAGCUGCAUUUCACCAAAGACAUAGUGGAGGCGGGACUGGCUGGGGACACCAAUCUCUACUACAUGGCACUUGUGGAGAGGGGCACAGCUAAGCUCCAGGCUGCCGUAGUGCUAAACCCCGGCUACUCCUCCAUCCCACCCAUUUUCCAACUCUGUCUGAACUGGAAAGGGGAGAAGACCAACAACAACGAUGACAAUAUUCGGGCCAUGGAGAGUGAGGUCAACGUGUGCUACAAGGAGCUGUGUGGCCCACGGCCGGGCCACCAGCUUCUGACCAACCAGCUGCAGCGCCUGUGUGUGCUGCUGGAUGUCUACCUGGAGACAGAGAGCCAUGACGACAGCGUGGAGGGGCCCAAAGAAUUCCCCCAGGAGAAGAUGUGCCUGCGGCUUUUCAGGGGUCCCAGCAGGAUGAAGCCAUUUAAAUAUAACCACCCUCAAGGAUUCUUCAGCCACCGUUGA
Rangifer tarandus platyrhynchus (Svalbard reindeer) is the source of this 2052-nucleotide messenger RNA. Lineage: Eukaryota; Metazoa; Chordata; Mammalia; Artiodactyla; Cervidae. The record is from the annotation of a GenBank genome assembly.